CUGCUGUAGCUGUGUCCUCGGUGUGGCGCCACAUGGCUAAUGAACUACAACUGUGUUCUGCCUCCUCGUUGGUCCGCAGCUGACUACCGGGAUUGGCUGUAAGUAGCUUUAGCGGAAAGGUAAACACCUCAGGAAGCCUACCCAGAGUGUAAAGGUGCUCAAACUUCGCCCCAGAUAUGAGCUAAACGGACACUCGGACCUCCGGAACUAUUUGCUGUGAAGCGUGUGUGAGCGUAGCCGACAUGGUGGAGGUGUUCUCCGGACGGACUCUGCUCAAUAAAGACGGGGACUUGGUGGACCCGGAGGAGGCUCUGAGGAAUAAAGUGGUGGGGAUCUACUUCUCGGCGGGCUGGUGUCCUCCGUGUCGCGACUUCACGCCCAUCCUGUGUGAUUUCUACACGGAGCUGGUGGAGGAGAGUGAACCACCUGCUCAGUUUGAGAUAGUUUUUGUCUCCUCAGACAAGACCACGGAUGACAUGGUUGAAUAUUAUCACGACAUGCACGGAGACUGGCUCGCCCUGCCCUUUACGGAUGAUUACAAACAUGAGUUGAAGCAGCGCUACAAGAUCACAGCGGUUCCCAAACUGGUGAUCGUGAAAGAGAACGGCGACGUGAUCACGGACAAGGGCAGGAAACAGAUCAGAGACCGAGGCCUGGCCUGCUUCAGGACCUGGCUGGACGCUGCAGAGAUCUUUCAGAACUUCAAGGGAAUCAUCGUCAGACCUCCAGGGACCUUAAAAAUGAAUGGCCACGUUGGAGAAAUGUGACUUGUUCGGCAAGGACAGUUGGAAACCGAUUUCUUGAAGUUGGUCUGAAGUCACACAGGACAUGGAAGAAGCCUUUCAUCAAUGAAGGGCAGAGGAAAGCCCAGUUACUCUUUGCUGGGGAUCACAAGGAUUGGACUGUUGAUGACUGGGCUAAGGUUCUCUUCAGUUAUGAGUCCCAAUUUUCAGUCAAUGCCCUCUCCAACCAACUUACUGGUUAGGAGGAAGCCUGGAGAAGCCUACAAGCCAGACUGUUUUGCCCCUACAGUAAAACAAGGGGGUGGAUCAGUGACGAUCUGGGGUUGUUUCAGUCUGGGUGGAACAGGGCAAAUGCAAUUGUGUGAAGAGCGAAUAAACCAGGUCAUGUACAAGGCUACUCUUGAAAACAGUCUUUUUCCAUCAGCUGGAAAACUCUUUCUCGAAUGACUGGAUUUUCCAACAAGACAAUGCCCUUUGCCACAUGGCAAAGUCAGUUAAAGCCUGGAUGGAGAACCAGAACAUUGGAAAUAAUCACCAGAUCUAAAUCCAAUUGAAAACCUGUGGAAAAUCAUCAAACCCAAAAUGGAGAACCACAAGCCCAAAAACAGAGCAAAUUUGUUUGAAUUUCUGCAACAGGAAUGGGCUGCUGUGAUAGCAGAACAAUGUCAGAAGCUGGUGGAGAGCAUGUCAAGAUACAUGGCUGCAGUCAUCAAAAACAAUGGUUAUGCAAUCAAGUACUAACUGCAGUGUGGCUCAUGUGCCUAAUACAGACAGAAAAGAAAACAUGGAAGGCCUAAAAGCUGUUUUUGGCAGUACAAUGCCAUAGCUAUUGAUGUAAGAACUUAAGUGAUUUUUGGUUAUUAUCAAGAAAACCAUGGAAAAUGGCUAGCUAUCAGCUCUUACAUUAAACUCUUAUCAGCUAUUUUUGUUGUUAUCAAAUGGACCUGUAGUUGUACCAUGCAUUAAAAUGAACAAGAAAUUGUAGAAAACAAGGGGGUCUAAUAUUUUUUUCCAUGAGUCAAUCUGUCUGUCUGUCUGUCUGUCUGUCUGUCUGUCUGUCUGUCUGUCUGUCUGUCUGUCUGUCUGUCUGUCUGUCUGUCUAUCUAUCGAUCUAUCGAUCUAUCUAUGUAAUGGGAAUCCAUUUAGUAACAUUACAGGCCAACUUUUGAAAAAAGCUUUGGAAUUAUAAAUACAUUCAAAAGGAUAGUGUACUACAUGUGAAGUUAAAUUCAAAGUGUUUUGACUAUAUGUAAUUUGCUACAUAUAAUAAAAAGAGCUGAGUUUCAGAUCUCACUCUUUGUUUAUAAAACCCUUAAUGGAUAAGUUCCAUAAUACAUUACUGAUUUGUUAACUUUACUUUCUGCCCCAGGCCUCUUAGGUCAUCAUCACAUUGAUUCCUCUUUUCUGGUUAUUACACCCAGGCUCUGAAACAGUCUCCUGAUCCACAUUAAAUCCUAUCCCACUGUUAGCAAUUUCAAAUCACAUUUAAAGUCUCAUCUUUAUUCUCUUGCUUUUAGCUUUUCCUGUAGCUGCCCCAGUCAUGCUCACUCUCAGUUUCUUUAUCAACCUGCUGUUUUUUAUUGAUCGGUUGUCUGAUUUCAUUCAUUUUUCUCCUCAAGUCUUUUGCUUUUAUAGCUCUGCCUCUUUUUUAACCUAGCCAAUAUGCUUUACCUUGUCUGUCCUGUUCAUGCAGUUGUCUUCACAUGUUCAUACUUAUAGUUUUCUGUGAUUCUUGUCACUCCCUUCAUGCAUUUACUUGCAACAUUACACAUUAUUAACUUUGUGUCUUCUCCCUCCUGUGGUGUUUCUGCACCUCUCUGCAUUCCACAAACCAGUGUCCAUGUUCUCUUGUUUGUUGUCUGUCUGUCUUGUCUCUGUAUCAUUGUCUCUCUCCCCUUCACCCUCACCCUAACAGGUCGAGGCAGACAGCUGCCCUCCUUGACCCUGGUUCUGUUGGAGGUUUACUUUCUGUUAAAAGAGAGUUUUUGCUCUUUACUGUCACCAAUAUGCUGCUAAUCGGGAAUCUUUGGAUUUGUUGGGUUUUCACAUGUAUGAUGUUGUAAAGUCUUAACUUUUUGUGUAGUCUUGUAAGAUGUAUAACACUGUAAGUUCUUAACCUUAACAUUUCGGUUAGUCAGAUUAAUUUAUGUUAAAUAUAAUCCUAUGGGAUCUUAACCAUAAUAUUUGCAUUUUUAGGCAAAUUUACAUAAUUAGUUACCUCAAUAUUUUAUUUAAUCAAGCUAAUUUGUAUUUUACAUGUUAUUGUAGAAUCAUAACUGUAAUAUUUAGCUUACUCUGGAAAUUGCGCAUAAACUGAAACAGUAUGGGCUGAACCUUAACAUUUUUAAACUUCUAAAAUUUGCAACACGAACCUUAUUUUUCUGUUGGAAAGCACUUUUGAUCAAUGAAUGUUGUUUUAAAUGUGUUACAUGAAUAACAGUGACUUGACUUGACUUUGUAACUUACUACACUUUCUAUCUUAUUACAUUUACUUUUCUUGCCUAUUAUUACUUAUAAUUAAUGUAUUACUAAAUAUUUUUAAAAUAAACACAUAAAUACUGA
Amphiprion ocellaris (clown anemonefish) is the source of this 3305-nucleotide messenger RNA. RefSeq names its product nucleoredoxin like 2 (gene nxnl2). The record is from RefSeq and is a predicted model, not a curated record. Gene Ontology annotation, biological process: sensory perception; photoreceptor cell maintenance. Lineage: Eukaryota; Metazoa; Chordata; Actinopteri; Pomacentridae. The coding region runs from base 243 to 767 and encodes 174 amino acids. The transcript has 3 exons.